AAGAGAAACAUAAAGAAAUGAGAAGGAAAUUUCCUGCAUAUUAUACAUGAUGUAGAAAGAGUAAUGCACUCGACUUAUAUAUUAGCUUGAAAAUUUAGCCAUUCAUAAACAUGGCUCUGUUAGCUUCCUGUUGGUUGAUCGUCGAAUCUUUCGUCGUCCCACAUGGAUUCAUCAAGUGGUUCUACUUGAGCUUUUACAUUCAUCCAUCCUUUCUUGUUUUCUGCCAACUCUUUCUAUGGUUCAACGACUUGCUCAACCUAUUCAUCUUCUUGUUUCACCCUUUAGACCUCGUGUUUCCAUUUAUCGCGAGGGUAGUCGUGUUUUUGUUUUCCUACAUUAGGCCAAUUACCAAAGAUGAUGUCUAUUAUGAUGCUCUUGAACCAGAACAUAAAUCGUUACAAGAUUGCCAGGUUUUCGUUUCGGCUAGGAAAUCGACACCUGCAACAAUAUCCCGGGUUUUUUACACAAGUGGAAAUGAAAUAGUUCAUCGUAGAUGUGUUAAAGAUUCAUGGUUGAAUCAGUAUUUGUAUUCUGAUCAUUACAACUAUACUGUUUCUAAUUUCAUGUACGAUGUUACUAACAUGUCCACUUAUGUACAACCUGAUCAACAUGAAUGUACAACUCCAAUUCCUUCUACUUUCUUGAACCAUUCAGUUGAUGGUGAAACUGAAGAUUCUGUGAUUAGUACUCCUUCUAAUGAUCCUCUGAUUCUUGAGAAUAUGAUUCAAGACGACUGCGUUUCGCCUCUUUCAAGUCUGGAUGUCAACGACGAGUCUUCAGCAGCAGGCGACGUGCUUGUACAUAAAGCUUUUUUGCCAUCAUAUUGUAGCACUGAUGCUGAAGAUCCAUUCCACAAUAAGUACAUGUCUAGAGUGAGAUUCUUCGACGUCCUCUAUCACGAAAGACUACAUGGAAUCAAUGCGAUCUUGAACGAGCAUUUGAGGAAUCCUAUCAUUUUCGACUUCAUGGCGCCAUUGACUAAUUAUCCAAUUGUGUGGAGUGGAACUGCAAGAAAGAGGGUGCUGAAAAGUUUGGAAUUUGAUCUUGAAAUGAUUAAUGUGGCUCAGUCUUGCCUGUUUUGGGAGGCCCUUGAUCAUCAGUAUCACAAAGUUGAGUCUCUUUCACUAUCUGAAAACUGUGGCAACAUACUAUUUCAUCAUAACAUUUCAGGGAAAUUUCAAGAGCUUGAGAUUCUAUUGAUAAGAUUUGUGGAGAAUCAAAGAUGUGAAAGCCAAAAAUCUUCAAGUAUUACUAGAAAAAGACUUUCUUUCCAGAGUCUUCUCCGUAUCCCUAAUGCAGCAGGAUUUGUCCAUAUGGAGAAAGAAAACAAGAUGCUGGGCUGCAUAAGGCCAGCUCAAUUAUUAGAAGCCAUUGACAACUGCAUCAAAGCUUUCUGGUUAUACAUCAAUGAUGAAAAGAAGCCAUUUUGGAAAUAUAAGGGUAUCUGGAGGGCUCCUCCAUCUGUUGAAGAUCCUCAGUAUUUGGAGCUUCUAUACAAUGUGCUCAAAGAUUUUCAUAAGAAAGAGAUAAUGCUGAGAGGUGUGGAAGGAAAGAGAAAGUGUUGGAUGAGAAGGAAAGUGAAAGAAGUGCAAGCAGAAGAGAAGAGAAACAUUGUGGUUGGCAUGAUUGAUGUGAGGCUAGUGCAAAGGAUGCUUAAGAUGCCUUUAAUUAAUAGGUCUCACCUCAAAUGGUGUCAAGACAAGCUUAACAAUUUAGAUUUUAAGGAAGACACUGUUUUUAGGGGGCCAAACACUCAGCUGUUUCCCUUGCCUUGA
Salvia splendens (bonfire salvia) is the source of this 1775-nucleotide messenger RNA. RefSeq lists its product as uncharacterized. The transcript is spliced from 4 exons. Bases 111 to 1775 code for a protein of 554 amino acids. Lineage: Eukaryota; Viridiplantae; Streptophyta; Magnoliopsida; Lamiales; Lamiaceae. The record is from RefSeq and is a predicted model, not a curated record.